Molecule: messenger RNA, 1866 nt
Organism: Dryobates pubescens (Downy woodpecker)
Lineage: Eukaryota; Metazoa; Chordata; Aves; Piciformes; Picidae
Gene: NSDHL
Product: NAD(P) dependent steroid dehydrogenase-like
Exons: 8
Coding region: 58-1098 (346 amino acids)
Biological process (GO): steroid biosynthetic process
Molecular function (GO): 3-beta-hydroxy-Delta5-steroid dehydrogenase (NAD+) activity
Source: RefSeq, a predicted model, not a curated record
CGGAGGGCCUGAGGCGGCAGCGGAGUGGAAUCAGCUUGGCAGAGAACCAGCUGCAAAAUGGCUACGCACCUCCGAUCGGCUGGUAAGAAAUGCACAGUGAUUGGUGGGUCAGGAUUCUUGGGCCAGCACAUGGUGGAGAAGCUCCUGGAGAAGGGCUACGUGGUCAACGUCUUUGAUAUUCAGAAGAGAUUUGACAAUGACAGAGUCAAGUUCUUCCUGGGAGACCUUUGUGACAAAGAGGCUUUGCUCCCAGCUUUACAAGGUGUGUCAGUGGCUUUUCACUGCGCGUCCCCAGCACCUUCCAGUGACAACAAGGACCUGUUUUACAAGGUGAAUUUUAUGGGAACCAAAGCAGUCAUUGAAGCCUGUAAAGAAGCUGGAGUCCAGAAGCUGGUGUUAACUAGCAGUGCCAGCGUGGUUUUUGAGGGCACAGACAUCAAAAAUGGUUCUGAGGACCUCCCUUAUGCCAAAAACCCUAUUGACUACUACACAGAGACCAAGAUCCUACAGGAGAAGGAAGUGCUCAGUGCCAAUGACCCAGCCAACAAUUUCCUCACUACUGCUAUUCGUCCCCAUGGAAUAUUUGGCCCUAGAGACCCUCAGCUGGUUCCCAUCCUCAUCCAGGCAGCUAAGAGUGGCAAAAUGAAGUUCAUCAUUGGGGAUGGCAAGAACUUGGUGGAUUUCACCUACGUGGAGAAUGUGGUCCAUGGGCACAUCCUGGCUGCAGAGCAUCUUCAGAAGGGCUCUCCCCUGUGUGGGAAGGCUUUUCACAUCACCAACGACGAGCCCAUCCCCUUCUGGGCUUUCAUGGCCCGCAUCCUGACCGGCUUGAACUACGACCCUCCCAAGUACCACAUCCCCUACGGGCUGGCCUAUUACCUGGCCCUCUUCCUCUCUCUGCUGCUCUGGCUGCUCAGGCCACUGGUCACCAUCAAGGCCACUUUCACCCCCAUGAGGGUGGCCUUAGCUGGGACUUUUCACUACUACAGCUGUGAACGGGCCAAAAGGGCCAUGGGCUACAAGCCAGUGGUGAGCUUGGAUGAAGCAAUAGAGAGGACUGUGCAGAGCUACCCCCAGCUACGCCGGGCUAAGGCCUGACAAGCCCUCCAUGGAUUCUUUGCUCCUUCAUUUUGGUCAUUCCUUUGACAUCCCCUUUGAAAACUGCAGCAAAUUUCAUCAGUAAUAUUCUGGGCCAAGGGAGUUCUCCUCAAGUCCUUCCUCCUGCUCUCUGUUAUCAAGGUGAUUUUGAUCAGGGUUAGACUUCCCCCCCCAUCACGUUGUGUCUGUGCUGACAGUUCUGUCCUUUGAUGUGUCUUCUGGGUUUGAAGCAGCUGCUGAACCCUGUGGACUGUGACCAAACACCCUGCUGUGCCCUCUUCAGCUCUCAGCAUUCCUUCACCUUCUCUCCCCACCCUCCUCUGUUUUGUUGCUCUGGGGCUAGCAGCCGCCUCCUCCAAGAGCUGCAGGCUGGGGAAUGAAACACUUCUCAGGACUGGUUCCUCUCUCUGUGGUUUGGCAGUUUUUUGCUAGACAAGAGGCUCAUGCCAAACCAAAAAAAAAUAAGCAGUUCUGCCACCAUCUCUUCAAUCACUGAAGAGAAUUUUGUUAUUCCCUCCCAGGAUUCUUUGGCUUCUUGCUGCAGCAUCCGAAGGAAACCUGAGAAGAGGCCUCUCUCUGCAGGGAGGCAUGGGCCUUUGUUUCUGCAGGAGCCUGUUUCUGCUCAGAAAUAACCCAAAUAAAUCAUGAAGAGAUGACUUCCUACUGUUGUGGUCCAUCUUUGAGAGGGCAGAGCCCGUUCUGAGCAUCUCAGCAUGAACAGGACUUUAAUCAUUCCUUCUGGGAGGGAGAAACCUUUGCUGUGGUCAG